AUGUGGAAGGCAACUAUUGGCGUGAAACCACCGGUGCCAACAAAGCCAUCUGAUGAUGAUGAUUGGGAUACUGAUCCAAACUAUAAAGUAAGACAGGAUAAUUGUUGGUGGUGGUCAUAUAUGUUUAAAUGCUUAGCCUUAACAAAUAAUAAAAAGUCAUUUGAAGAUGGUAAUCUCUCUUAUAAUGCUUUGAGCAAUUGCUAUGAAGCUGUUUUGCUGAUUUUUUAAACGAUGUUAUUAACUACUAUUGCUGACUCCUUUGCAGUAACUUUAACACUUGUCUUUUAGAACGAUAUCUCAGAAAAAGAAGCCAGAUGGGGCUCGAAAGUAAUUCAAGGUUCCGGCCAUCAAGAUGCUUUGAAUAUGGCAGAACUGAGAGCUCAGGUAAUGAAGAAUGACGAGGUAGCUCGUGAAAAACGACUAGCUCAAAUGCCAAAGCCAAGCCAAGGUUACGGAGGAAAGUUUGGCGUAGAAACUGACAGAGUUGACAAGAGCGCUGUAGAUUGGUCUUACCGGGAAAAGACUGAAGCUCACGUCAGUCAAAAAGAUUAUUCACAUGGGUUCGGAGGAAAGUACGGUGUUCAGACGGAUCGUGUAGACAAAUCUGCUGUCGGAUGGGAAGAAAGAACCCAGCUUGAACAACACCAAAGUCAAAAAGAUUACAAACAAGGGUUUGGAGGAAAGUUUGGAAUUGAUGAACGGAAGGACAAGUCUGCAGUGGGAUGGGACGACAAGGAGAAAGUGCAACCUCAUGAAAGUCAAACAGGUUAGUGUAAUGUUAUUAGUUUUAAUGUUGUAACAUACUGGAUUAAAGCUUAAAUUUUAUACAUUAAUUUUUGAUUAUAAUAAAUUUAAUUUUUAGAUUACAAGAAAGGCUUUGGAGGAAAAUAUGGUGUACAAACAGAUAGAGUUGAUAAGUCAGCAGUUGGAUGGGAAGAACGAACUCAGCUUCAACAACAUGAAAGUCAAACAGGUAUGUAAAAGAAUGGUUUGCAUAUAUUUUUGCAUUUAGAUUACAAAAAUGGAUUUGGUGGUAAAUACGGUGUCCAGAAUGAUAAGAAAGAUAAGUCUGCCGUUGGGUGGGACGAGCGGGAGGUUAAGGAAGAAAAGAAAGCACCUGCGACAGUUCCAAAAGUAAAAACGGCAGACUUAAGAAGUCGUUUUGAACAAAUGGCGAAUCAGCAAAGUGAAGAUAAAGUUAAGGAAGAAAGGGAAAGAAGGAAACGUGAAGAUGAAAUGUUGAAGAAACAACAAGAAGCUGCCGAGCAAAAAAGGCAGCAAAAUUUAGCUGAACAAGAUGCGCAAAGGGAGCCUGCAAAGCCAGUCGAAAACAACUCCUUGCCAUCCAAGGUAACAGACAGUACUAUUAAAGUAGAUGAACUUCAAUAUAAACCGCCUCCAGCAAAGGUUGCUCAACCUGUAUCAGCUCCCGCUCCAGCUGUCGAAUUGGAGGAUCCAGUAGUUAACCCAGUUGUUGAACCGAAACAACAAUUCGAAGAUAAAACUUUGUCUCAAACUGUAGAUGAACAAAUUCCUGCCGAGCCUGAACCACCAAUGCACGAAGUUCGUAGAGAGAGUGUAGCUUCUAAAGCGGACGACGAGUGGGUAGACGAUGACACACCAACAGUUCGUGUUUUACCUGCUGCUGAGAUUCCAGCAGAACCUACCGAUAGUAAUGCUGGGUCCCAGUCCUACGAUUAUGUGCCUUGUGAGCCUAGUCAACCAUCUAGUAAUUAUGACUAUGUUCCUGAAGAACCUCCAGCUGUUCACUACGAAGCUGCUCCAGCUGAGGUACGUCAAGAAGUUAGCCAAUCAGUCGCCAGCGCUCAAGAAUCUCAAAGCUCUUAUGAAGAGCCGCCAAGACAAGAAGAGCGUAAACUGCUAGCAGUAGCUUUGUACGAAUACGAGAAGCAAGACGACGAUGAGAUUGGGUUUGAAAUCAAUGACAUUAUUACGGAUAUUGAACAGGUAAGCCUAGUCUACACUUGAAACUAAUGGUUGGAAACGCAUAACCUUAGAAAAAAACAUAAUAGGCAAGGUCUCAUUAAAAACUUUUAUUUUAGAUUGACGCUGGCUGGUGGCGCGGGAUGUGCCGUGGUCGUUAUGGGCUGUUCCCUGCCAAUUACGUUCAAUUACAACUAUAA
Messenger RNA from Bursaphelenchus okinawaensis, 2144 nucleotides. NCBI's taxonomy places the organism in Eukaryota, Metazoa, Nematoda, Chromadorea, Rhabditida, Aphelenchoididae. The record is from the annotation of a GenBank genome assembly.